AACUUGGACAUGUCCCAGCCAAUGUACUUGGAUCGUCUGGACACCCCUCUGCCAGACAGACCAUGGAAGGAUGUCCUCGACUCUACGGAUAAGAGCCUGAAACAGAAGGAGAAGGGUCCCUGGACUGCACUGUCCAAGGAGGAGAAAAUCGCCUUGUACAGGCUGAAGUUCAACCACACCUAUCCUGAGAUGAAGAGGCCCUCCCAUGAGUGGAAGACUGUGAUUGGUGGGAUGUUCAUAGUCUUUGGCAUCACUGGUCUGGUGGUCUUUUGGCAGUGCCACUAUGUGUACCCACCCCAACCUCAUACCUUUGGUGAGGAGUGGCAGGCUAAGCAGAUCCAGAGAAUGCUGGAUAUGCGGAUCAAUCCAAUCACGGGCUUCUCUGCCCAGUGGGACUACAAGAACAAACAAUGGAAGUAAAGGAAGGGAAUAGGCCACCGCUGGAAGGAGAAAUGUUUCAACUUGACACCUUGAGCCUCUGUUCAGCCACCAUAACAGCAAUCCAUCCAUCUGAAUCCAUUCUCUUACUAUUUAAGUAAUAAAUGAC
This is a messenger RNA of Salvelinus namaycush (lake trout), 547 nucleotides long. RefSeq names its product cytochrome c oxidase subunit 4 isoform 2, mitochondrial-like. Gene Ontology annotation, biological process: mitochondrial electron transport, cytochrome c to oxygen. The record is from RefSeq and is a predicted model, not a curated record. Bases 10 to 420 code for a protein of 136 amino acids. The transcript has 3 exons. NCBI's taxonomy places the organism in Eukaryota, Metazoa, Chordata, Actinopteri, Salmoniformes, Salmonidae.